AUGUCGACAGAGACAGAGACCGUAACGGCGUCCGCCGUGCGGCGCAACCCCAAAGACUCGAUCAAGUCCACAUGGCAGGCCGCCGACAAGAAGACCUGGACGAUAUGGCACUGGUUCUUCGAGAUCCUGGCCGUCUACCCUGAAGAGCUCAACGCGCCCAUCCCCGUCUUCCAGAAGACAGACAAGGUGCCCAACUCGUCCGCGUGGAGCAUACACAAAUGGGUGCUGGGGUACGCCGCCGUGCCCAUGCUCAUUCACUACGCCUACUCGAGCUACACCGGGCAGAACCUCACGCUCGGCUGGGCACUCUUCCUCUACGGCGCGUGGCUGAACGUGACGGCGAUUCGCGAGAUCCAGACGAUCCGCAAGCUGGGUCAGAUCUGGGGCUACCUCGACGGCGACAAGCACGCCCGUGACGGCGUCCCCGACGUGCGCGUCCGCGAGGUCGUCACCUCGCUGCUCAUGACCUCGACACUGCGCCCCGCCAUGGCCAUCGGCCUCGCAUGGGACUCGAGCAAGACGGUCGACUCGCUGAUUGGCUGGCCGCUGGCCUGGCUCUUCAUCGAGCUCACCGUGUACCCCAUCAUGGUCGACUUUUGGUUCUACUGGUACCACCGCGCCAUGCACGACGUGCCGUGGCUGUGGCAGUUUCACCGCACGCACCACCUGACCAAGCACCCCAACACGCUGCUGUCGCUGUACGCCGACGGCUGGCAGGAGCUCUUUGACAUUGUCGUCAUCCCCGUGCUGGCCUUUUACAGCUGCAAGGCUAUGGGCCUGCCGAUGGGCUUCUACGAGACCUGGAUCUGCUACGAGUACGUCAUCUUCGUCGAGCUCUUCGGCCACAGCGGCCUGCGCGUGCGCGGCGCCCCGGCUCUGACGGCCGCACCGCUCCUCAAGUACCUCAACAUGGAGCUCGUCAUCGAGGACCACGACCUGCACCACCGCACCGGCUGGAAGAAGAGCCACAACUACGGCAAGCAGACGCGCUUCUGGGACACCAUCUUCAACACCAAGACGGAGCGCAUCGAGACGCGCGAGGAGAACGUCGACUACUCGGUCAAUGCCUCCAUUCCGAUCUUUUAG
Akanthomyces muscarius is the source of this 1086-nucleotide messenger RNA. RefSeq lists its product as uncharacterized. Gene Ontology annotation, biological process: ergosterol biosynthetic process. The transcript has a single exon. NCBI's taxonomy places the organism in Eukaryota, Fungi, Ascomycota, Sordariomycetes, Hypocreales, Cordycipitaceae. Gene Ontology annotation, molecular function: C-4 methylsterol oxidase activity; iron ion binding. Bases 1 to 1086 code for a protein of 361 amino acids. The record is from RefSeq and is a predicted model, not a curated record.